AACUGAUGAGACAGAAAAACUGACCAAUCAGGAGUCAGCUCUGGCGUCUCUACAGGACGAGGCUGAAGGCCCCUGUUCGGACUCCCACCUCAGACAGAUCUACACUGACCCCCCCCUCACUCUGACCCCGUCCUUCAGCCCCGAGGUGAGAGAGUAUCGUGCCGAGGUGACCUUUGACACGGUGACAAUUCGAAUCCGGCCGGAGCCUGUCAGUUCAGCCUGUCGGGUUCACCUGGAUGAGCACCGAGGCCCCAGGAUGGCAAACUACCCGGUCGGCCUUGGCAACAGCAGGAUCAGCAUCCUGGUGACGGACGGCGCUGAGACGGAGCCUGCCGUCAUGACCAUCUACACCGUCCACGUGUACCGCGAGAGCCGGCCCAGUCUGCCUAUGUUCGGGGAUCAUGUGACGUGCAGCUUCCUGCAGGACUGUGGUCUGCUGGUCCAGCCCGGUCGGUCCUGCGGUCUCCAGCCUUUCAUCCAGUCUCAGAGUCCACUUCAGACCUGCAACUCGGGACACGUACCAGGUCGGUGGGUGGUUCCGUGUCUCAGCUGUUCUGAUAACAGGACGUGUGAUUGGAGGGAGGUUGCCUGGCAACCUGACAGCUGUUAUCACCCGCUAGUGGACCGCCCCCUUCUGCAGGACUGUAUGACCAACAGGAAGGUUUUGUUUAUCGGCGACUCGACCAAUCGUGGGAUGAUGUACUUCCUGAUGGAGCGGGUGAACUCCAGCCUGGAGGACUGGGGCAAAGCUCACGACACGCUGGUCUACAGGAACCUGAAUGGGGGACGGACCCUCGUCAGCUACUCGUAUUAUCCUCAGUUCUGGCUGCAGAAGAACCAGAGACCCACGUUCAGACAGGCUCUGCUGCAGCUGCUGGACAGGUCACGACCUCUGGUGAACUCAAACCUGACAGUUCUGGUGGUGGGUGGAGUGCAGUGGCUCAACACGGAUCACCUGAAGACGGUCCGAGAGGUGCUGAACAGAGAGUCUCUGGGUGACGUCCUGGUGGUGGUGAAGUCUCUGGGGAUGGGUUUCCACCUUCCUGUAGACGGGAUCCGGUCUCUCAGUCUGAAGGAGAUCCAGAAGCUCUACAGGGAGAACCGUAACAUCAUCACCACAGCAAAGCAUUAUGGGUACGAGGCAAUUGACACAUUCAGCAUCACAAUGGGUCGGUACAAAGAGUUCCUGCAGGGGCGGUGUGGCUGCCACUUUCACGAGGUGGAGAAGCUUCAGUCCCCCAGGCCUAUAGACGAAACGACGUCCACAACCAACAGAACCAAAUCCACCAGACCCGGACCUGGACUCAGCAGCCAAUCAGCUGUGCCGGACCCAGACCAAGAGGCAUGGCCUAAAGCCUCAUCCUAUCACGUGAGAGGACCAGUGAACCAGGUGUACUCUGAGAUCCUGCUGAGUCGCCUGUGUCCCAAAACCAGAAACUAAACACCUGAGAGUGUGUGUGUGAGAGACUCACCUGUCUCAUCCACCUGCAGCAGGCUCUCGUGGUGGGGGGGGGGGCAGAUGAAUAAAACAGUCAAAAGAAAUCUCGAGGGAUAAAAAAGACUGAAAGCUGAACAUUUUCCUGUUUUUCUUCAGGACUCAGGUGACUGUACACCUGACUGCUUUAUCUUCAGCAUAAAACGGGCUCUUAAAGUGACACAGCAUAACGAAGAUACUAACCUUCCAGUGUUUAAGGUCCAAGUCGAAAUGAUUAAGUAUCUGAAACUGUUUCUUUAUGUAAAAGAAAAAUAUAAUUUACAAUUGUUUCUCCAAACCAACAAGAACUUCUUCUUUUCAUUGUGAGACAGAUUUCCAUCUUUCCUCUAAUCUGCUGCAAGUUACUGAUGCAAAAACUUUAUUUUGUGUACUUAAUACUUUUUACUGUGUACUAAUUACUUUCCACUGUGAACUAACUACAUUCUGAUAUGUAGUAACUGGUUUAUAAAGCGCACUAGGUAGUUUCAAUCUUAAUUAACUUGUAUAAUGUGCAGCAAUAAGUUUCUCUAUAAUGUGCUCCUGUUUGUAGUUCACACCUGCUAGUUACCAAAGGCUACCAGCUGCUAUGUACUGUGUAACAGUUAGUUUCUAAUGCUAACAGUUAGUUUCUAAUGCUAACUGUUAGUUUCUAAAGCUAAAUACUAAUUUCUAAUGCUAAAUGCUAGUUGUCAAUGCUAUACAGUUAGUUUCUGAUGCUAAACAGUUAGUUUCUGAUGCUAAACAGUUAGUUUCUGAUGCUAAACAGUUAGUUUCUGAUGCUAAACAGUUAGUUUCUAAUGCUGUUAGUUUCUAAUGCUAAAUGUUAGUUGUUAAUGCUAAACAGUUAGCUUCUAAUGCUAACUGUUAGUUUCUAAUGCUAACCGUUAGUUGUUAAUGCUAAACAGUUAGCUUCUAAUGCUAACGGUUAGUAUGUAAUGCUAACUGUUAGUUUGUAAUGCUAACUGUUAGUUGUUAAUGCUAAACAGUUAGCUUCUAAUGCCAACGGUUAGUUUCUAAUGCUAAAUGUUAGUUGUUAAUGCUAAACAGUUAGCUUCUAAUGCUAAUGGUUAGUUUGUAAUGCUAAAUGUUAGUUUGUAAUGUUAACAUUUAUCUUCUAAUGCUAACGAACCUCAGCUAUUGUAGUGUCCAUCAGCUGGUUUCUAAUGUACACCAGCUAGUGUUUAAUCUGCUCUAACUAAUUUAGUGCUACUUUCUUAUGUGUAGGGGAGACCGGGGGCAAUUGUAACAUAUUUUACAUUUUCCUUAAUAACUCACAAACUACUUGAGAUACACUCAUCAUCUUUUGUUUCAAGAAACACAUAUAUGUGAACUAAUUAAUGAUACAAUUGAUAUAUUUUCACUUAUAAGAACAAGACUAAAAUAUUUAAUUAAAUGCAAGAAGUCAGAGUGCGGGGGCAAUUGUAACACUGAAAAAUAAGUCAUAUUAAUCCACUGCAUCUCA
Molecule: messenger RNA, 2936 nt
Organism: Micropterus salmoides (largemouth bass)
Lineage: Eukaryota; Metazoa; Chordata; Actinopteri; Centrarchiformes; Centrarchidae
Product: cadherin-like and PC-esterase domain-containing protein 1
Source: RefSeq, a predicted model, not a curated record